UCUGCAGAUAUCAUAGGAGAAGCAGAAUAGCUCAAAUGCAAGUGAUUUUACCAUAUAAACAAGUUUGAAAAAUAGAGAAUGCAUAUAUAACCUAUAGGGGAUGACAAUUGCAGAGAAUAGACUGCCCUGAGUAAACAUUAGAAUUGAAGACAUUGAAUAAUACUCCCCUGGGAAUACACUGAUUAAAAAUAAAAACGAGAAAGAAACUUUUUUGAACCGUCUCUUCGUUUGCUUGCUUUGACAAUACUUGCCGUGUUGAGCCUACCAUGAAGUUGAGGGGAAGUUUUCCAUAUUGGUUUGACAUCCGCAAUAAGAAACAGGGAAAUUAUUUCGUCCAAUCUCGGUUAGAUGGGCAUGGGCUUAAGGCUCAAAAUUCGUCCAAUCUCGGCCUGUCCGUUUGACGCUGACACCAUAAACCCCACCUUCCUAUCCAAGUCUUAAACCCUGAAAACCCUAACUCAACUCUUCUCCAUCUCAGAAAGUCAGUACCACUUAGCUACCCAAUAAAGUUCAAAAACAAGAAAGAAGAAAUGGAGGUGAAAACAGAGAUGACGAACAACGUGAUGUGUCUAUUAACAGACCCAGAAGGGAAUCCGUUAGGAGCUCCAAUGUAUCUCCCUCAGAACGCGGGUCCUCAACAGCUCCAACAAAUCGUUAACAAACUUCUCAACAAUGGGGAGAAAUUACCGUAUGCUUUUUAUAUAUCUGAUCAAGAACUUCUUGUGGCCCUUGGGACUUACUUAGAAAAACACAAAGUUUCUGUGGAGAAGGUUCUGUCGAUAGUUUAUCAACCGCAAGCUGUUUUUAGAAUUCGUCCUGUGAAUCGUUGUUCAGCCACGAUUGCUGGUCAUAUGGAAGCUGUGCUUUCUGUAGCUUUUAGUCCUGAUGGGCGACAGUUAGCUAGUGGUUCAGGUGAUACCACUGUUCGAAUAUGGGACCUCAAUACCCAGACACCAAUGUACACAUGCACAGGACACAAGAAUUGGGUUCUUUGUAUAGCGUGGUCACCUGAUGGUAAGCAUCUUGUCAGUGGGAGCAAGGCUGGAGAACUGCAAUGUUGGGACCCAGAGACAGGAAAGCCAUCAGGCAAUCCACUCACUGGUCACAAGAAAUGGAUUACUGGUAUCUCUUGGGAGCCAAUCCACUUGAAUUCUCCUAGUCGUCGCUUUGUAAGUUCUAGCAAAGAUGGGGAUGCACGUAUUUGGGACAUUACCUUGAGGAAAUCUGUUAUUUGUCUUAGUGGUCACACACUUGCAGUGACUUGUGUGAAAUGGGGUGGAGAUGGAGUGAUAUACACAGGCUCUCAGGAUUGUACUAUAAAAGUCUGGGAAACUACACAAGGGAAACUGAUUCGUGAAUUGAAGGGUCAUGCACAUUGGGUUAAUUCCCUUGCAUUGAGCACCGAAUAUGUUCUUCGGACUGGGGCUUUUGAUCAUACAGGCAAACAGUAUUCCUCUCCUGAGGAAAUGAAAAAGGUUGCUCUGGAGAGGUAUCACAAAAUGAAAGGCAAUGCUCCUGAAAGAUUGGUUUCAGGAUCCGAUGAUUUUACCAUGUUCCUCUGGGAACCUGCUGUCAGCAAACACCCCAAAACUCGGAUGACUGGUCAUCAACAGCUUGUGAACCAUGUUUACUUUUCACCUGAUGGGCAAUGGGUGGCAAGUGCCUCAUUUGAUAAGUCUGUGAAGUUAUGGAAUGGUAAGACAGGGAAAUUUGUUGCUGCUUUUCGGGGCCAUGUUGGGCCUGUUUAUCAGAUCAGCUGGUCUGCAGAUAGUAGGCUUCUCUUAAGUGGUAGCAAAGAUUCCACACUGAAGGUUUGGGAUAUCCGGACACAGAAGCUGAAACAAGACCUCCCAGGCCAUGCAGAUGAGGUCUUUGCUGUUGAUUGGAGUCCAGAUGGUGAGAAAGUUGCCUCUGGUGGUAAGGACAAAGUAUUGAAGUUAUGGAUGGGCUAAGACUAAUCAAAGUAGACAGAAGGGCAUGGAAUUACAUUCUUAAAACGUCAGUUGAUGAGGGCAUAUAGCAAAUAUUCAUCAACACCAAUCAGUUUCGUUUGGCCAUCUUUUUCCUCUAUGCUUUCUGAGAUAUGCUAAGGUGCCAAGAACAAUGAGAUUAAAAUAUCAAUUGCAAGGAUGGUUGGUAGAACGUUUCAUUACAGCAGAAUUGCCAUUUGGACCAUUGCUCAAAUUGUUUCGCAGAUGAGCAAGUGGGGUUCUCACCUUAUAGUCACAAUGCUCUGCUUGCAGAUCAAAGUUCUAUCUGUUUCUGUUUGUUUUGGAGGAUGAGUUGGUUGAUUACGUAGGCAUUCACAAAUUUAUUUUCUUUCCUUUUGUUGCUUUGUAGCUUGAAUGUGUUGAUGUUUACCAAAGCUGUGCAUCAGCAAAUAAGUGGCAUGUCUCAACAGUUAGUUGGAAAGUAAAUUGUUUCUGUAAAUGUAAUAUAUUUAUUACUCUUUUACCCCCUCGCUGCCUAGACUGUUGAUAUGCAAUAAAAUAUUUCUUGCAGACA
This is a messenger RNA of Mangifera indica (mango), 2505 nucleotides long. Its product is annotated as notchless protein homolog. The coding region runs from base 531 to 1952 and encodes 473 amino acids. The transcript is spliced from 13 exons. NCBI's taxonomy places the organism in Eukaryota, Viridiplantae, Streptophyta, Magnoliopsida, Sapindales, Anacardiaceae. The record is from RefSeq and is a predicted model, not a curated record. Gene Ontology annotation, molecular function: protein binding. Gene Ontology annotation, biological process: ribosomal large subunit assembly. Gene Ontology annotation, cellular component: nucleolus.